GGAUUAUUGAGUACAGGCGGAACAUCCGCAACACUAGGACGAGCGAUAACCACAGCAGUACUCUCUGGUCGUUACACGAAAUCAAAGUGGAAAACAGUUAUCUUGACCCGGAACCCCAAGGAACCACUCUGGCUCCAGGCCGUAGACCCGCACAGCCGAAUGACUGAUGUCCGCGGCGUGGAUUAUUUCAAUCUAGGUUCUAUCGCAUCGGCUUUGGAGGACGUUGACACCGUCAUUUCUGUCACAUCAGCAAUAGAUGGCACGCAGCCUCAAAUUCAGUUGAAUUUACUGAAUGCAGCUAUCAGCGCAGGGUGUCGCCGUUUCGUGCCGAGCCACUGGGGAAUGGGACGCAAAGCGUACGAAAGUGGUGCUUUCGGAAUCCUGGAGGGUGGCGUUUGGGAGGAAUGUCUUAAGCGAUGCAGCGAGGUGGAGUGUGCUAGGUUCAAUAAUGGGCUGUUCCUCAACUACUUGGGAUAUGGAAUUCUAUCGCGGCAGAUGAAGGACAAAGCGGCGCAACCAACAUUAAAGAAGCUCCAAGCAGGUGGCGGUUACGCCGAAGGCGGUGACUCUGCAUUAGAGGGAAUUACACCUGAAGGAGACAUGCCAGAUGGAGAAGGAGCAUUCUUUAUGUCGCUGAAAAGUGCAAUUGCGGAGAUGCCAGUCAAAGAGGAUGGAUCAUGGCCGAGGAUUAGCUUGACAAGUGUGCGGGAUGUUGGGAGAUUUGUUGCGGCGAGUCUGGACCUUCCUAGAUGGGAACGAGAUAUGAACAUUAUAGGAGACACACUUACAGCUGGGGAACUCAUUGAGCUAGGUGAACGCGUCACGGGCGAAAAGUUCAAUGUCAAUAAGCUGAAGAGGGGGGACUUGCGGGGGCAGUUGGACGCACUGCCAGAUGAGUCAAUAGAGAGAUUACCUCUGGAGUUCAAGGAAAGUUACUGCCGAGAUGAAGAAGGACUCGGAUGGUCUACGCCAACCGUAAACGAGCUGUGUCCGGAAAUUAAGCCUAUGAGCACAGAGCAAUAUCUCCGGAAGUGGUGGACAUAUCGCUCUUAGCUCAUUUCGAGACCCUACCCUCAAAAGUUUAUGUAAUUAUGUAGCCUUACUCCACUUCUCGAAC
Cucurbitaria berberidis CBS 394.84 is the source of this 1117-nucleotide messenger RNA. RefSeq lists its product as uncharacterized. Lineage: Eukaryota; Fungi; Ascomycota; Dothideomycetes; Pleosporales; Cucurbitariaceae. The transcript has 2 exons. The coding region runs from base 160 to 1053 and encodes 297 amino acids. The record is from RefSeq and is a predicted model, not a curated record.